AUGGGCUCAGAAGAAGCAGAAAGAUGCCCUGAUACUGCCGGUGAAGUUUCAGAUGCUACCCUGGGGGUUGUGGUGGAGAUAUGGGCCAAAGAGUGAAAAAUCUCUAGAAUUUCCAGGGGUAGCCCCUAAAAUCUGCAGGGGCUGCACGUCAUCUCUGGAUUUUUUCUAGAGAUUGCCCCUAGAAUUCCGCAGGGACACAGCCCUACCUCUGGUCACGGACGCCCCUUCCAGCGCAAGGGGCAGUCCCUAUGGCACUUAG
This is a messenger RNA of Ceraceosorus bombacis, 259 nucleotides long. The record is from the annotation of a GenBank genome assembly. Lineage: Eukaryota; Fungi; Basidiomycota; Exobasidiomycetes; Ceraceosorales; Ceraceosoraceae.